GAGACUGGCGCGAUUGCUAGAAGUCUGUGAUCGCUGUUGGCCUUUUCUCGUCCAUCAUUCUUUUACUAUAUUCGCCUCUCUGAACUAGCUGCUUUUCUCCCUUCGCUAGUUUUAUACUCCUAGCAUUUACGUACCAGCAUAGACGAAAACAGUAAGUAGACUGAUUCUAUAUGCCAAAUUCGAUCGUUUUCCUGUACGGCUAGUUGCCCGUCAAAUCGACGGCCGUCUGCCUCAAUAAUGACGCCUCAGUAUAACGUUUUUGCCACUGUCAUACUGCUCAUCGCAUUGCUCAUCAAUGUUGCUAUGACGGCUACUCAUGGAAACUUGACCUUGCUCGACGAUGCGGCUCUUAACCAGCCAGGCGAGGUUUAUAACCCCGGCUUUGGACCGCGCUACUUCGUGAAUGGCAUACCGCCGGUCGCCGCGUUAUGGCCGCCGGUCAAAGCAAAGCGUCAAACGCCAAGACCGUGCCCAUCGGGCUACCACGGCUGCUUGGAGGUCGGUUCAUCAGGGGCAACGGAGUGCUGCCGUAAUGAUCAGUAUUGUUUCCUGGAUGACGCCUGGGAAGUGAAAUGCUGCGCCUUUGGAUCCAAGUGCAAUUCAACCUGUGCCGAGACCCUGCUAUACUGCAAUGAGACCCUCACCACCUCCACCACGAUUAAUACAUUAGGUAUGACAACGAUCAUUCAAGAGACGAGUCAGACAUCCGGAUGCUGCGGGCGACCCUGUGCUAGCAGUUGGUUCCUUUGCCAGCAGGCCUUCGGCGGGCAAUGCUGUCAAUAUGGAGCGAACUGCAUUUCCGGAGGUGGCUGCUCAUUCCCACCUACGUCGGCCCCGUCAACGCUCGUAACUCCCGUCCCGUCGGGAUGCACCACGUCGCAGAUAGCCUGUGAGACCGGUGGCGGGUGUUGCAAUAUCGGGAGCACUUGCACCUCUUCGGUCCUACCUACGACUACUCUACUACAGUGUGCCCCAAAUCUAACCGUGGUCGAUACCGGUGGGCUCACUGAAGGCGCUAGAGUUGGGAUUGGUGUCGGCGUCGCCGUGGGCGCUGCUAUCGUGAUUGGCGCCGUGACGUGGUUUUGGAUCACUCGGCGACGGAAGGCGAAGUCGGGGCGCGGAGGCGACACGUUGUCGGGUCCUGACGGCCAGAGGAUGGAAAACCUCAGAGAGCCAUUCAUGCCAUAUAACGGCGCCAAUUCGGAAAUUACGAGCCCGUCAAGCGGGAUGGGAAUGCGCCCCCUUCCACAUUCGACAGGACUCGCGUACGACUACUACGGCCCGGACGCUAUCCGUGGCCCGUAUACCGAUGGCAGCACGAUCGCGGCUACGGAGCCCCGGUCAACCCCCGGUCUUUCCGAUCGCGCAGCCAUAGUUGCAAACCGUUAUCCAGACAAUCCAGGGGAUAUCGUGCCGCCAGUCGAGAUUGAUAGCCGAGAGGGAGAGGCCCCGCGCGGGGAACUGGACUCGAGCGGGAUGGUUGCCGAGAAGGACGCCGCUUCUAAUGGCAAACCUAUUGAGGAACACCAAGGACCGUUUGAGUUACCGGGAAGUCCGGCCCCCUCACCGCCACCGAUGAAUGGGGAAGAAGCAGAGCAGCAGAGAACUCGCGCGUUUUCACCUUCACCUCCACCACCACCGGAAAUUAAUGGGCAGGAAGGAAAAGAAGUGAAGAAAUAGGUUCUUACAUGUUCUUUAUGGAGAUGGACUUGAUCGGGCAUUUUCAGGGAUAAUAGGACGGAGUUCUCGGCGACUGGAAAGCGUUCAGUCUGAACAAACGCCUCGCCUUGCUUUGCAUCCCUCUUUUCUCCCUUAACUCCCAACGCCUCUCGUAAGCAUCAUGCAUUUUCUCCCAACAUUAGCAUGGGUGACCGUUCACCCCUACGUCCUGACUCUCCCGAUCCAUUCCGACCUCUCUUCCUAGUAAAGAAGGAGCUGGGAGGAAGGGUCAGAGAGUAUCUUCCAACUUCAGAGCAGACUAGAC
This is a messenger RNA of Annulohypoxylon truncatum, 1984 nucleotides long. RefSeq lists its product as uncharacterized. The transcript has 2 exons. The record is from RefSeq and is a predicted model, not a curated record. Bases 238 to 1680 code for a protein of 480 amino acids. Lineage: Eukaryota; Fungi; Ascomycota; Sordariomycetes; Xylariales; Hypoxylaceae.